Messenger RNA from Fusarium keratoplasticum, 2451 nucleotides. Its product is annotated as Zn(2)-C6 fungal-type domain-containing protein. Bases 1 to 2451 code for a protein of 816 amino acids. The transcript has 5 exons. The record is from RefSeq and is a predicted model, not a curated record. Gene Ontology annotation, molecular function: DNA binding; zinc ion binding; DNA-binding transcription factor activity, RNA polymerase II-specific. Gene Ontology annotation, biological process: DNA-templated transcription; regulation of DNA-templated transcription. Lineage: Eukaryota; Fungi; Ascomycota; Sordariomycetes; Hypocreales; Nectriaceae.
AUGGACGUGGACAGCGCCCCUUCGGGGGGCCACAACCAGCAGCACCCCAGCUCUGAAAGCACGCCUCAAGGUCAAGGAGCUCACGCGGGAGCUUCGGGAGCUCCAUCCCAGGGCAACCCUACCCCCACCUCAGUCCAGUCCUCUAAUACACCUUCAACCGCCUCGGGCACCGCAAACCCAAUCAGUCAUUCGCAAAACUCAAAGCGCCGUCGUGGCUUGGGUAUCGUGACACCCAAUGCUUGUACGGAAUGUCGCAAGAAGCGCGCAAAGUGUGACGGCCAAAAGCCAUGCGGGCGCUGUAAAGGACAAAAAGACGUCGAAUGUGUUUACGAGAUCCCUGUGCGACAGUCGAAAGAAAACCUGCGGUCCGAAAUUGAAAACCUCCGCCAACGGCAGCGUUCCAGCGAUCAAGUCUUUGCCGCGCUCGUCCGACCAGAGCUUUGGGAGGAGGUCUUGACUCGGCUUCGUGGUGGCCAGUCUGUUGAGACUAUAUCAGAAUGGCUCGGUGGCAUCCUACCCUCAGGCGGAGGCGCAAUACCUUCGUUCGCCCCGCGACCUGAAGCACCCACUAUGGGCCCUGUUGCUGGCUUUCCGGGCGGUGGACUUGGAACAUUGGCGGCCAUGAGCCUCGGUGUGAACCCUGUGGCAGCGCCACAGGGUUCGCUGAGGCCUGAGAUGGGCCAGCAUAGUCCUUGGCACUUCUCUUCUCAUAGCCAGGCUGGGUCGACUCGAAGCAACUCGCACCCAGACGUCAUGAGCUGGACGACGGACCUUAGAGGGCCGCCGCAGACUCGAGUAGGAUCAUGGGCAGAGGGCAUCCACCCAGACCAAAUGUCAGACGGCAUGCCGAGGUAUCGCGGCGUCGAGCAGGUUCUGUCACCAUUGAAUGAACCUGAGCUGCGAGCGCCGGCCACCACAUGGACGAACAUCACUCAAGAUAUUACCCUCGUACAGCACCUCUUGGCGCUUUACUUUUGCUGGGAGUAUCCCACCUUUGCCUCGUUAAGCAAGGAACACUUCCUGCAAGACUUUCAGGAUGGGCGAUAUCGAUACUGCUCGCCGAUCCUGAUGAAUGCUCUUCUGGCCCUGGGCUGUCGGUUCUCGACCCAGCCCAUGUCGCGUGCGAAUCCUAACGACCCCUACACAUCUGGCGAUCACUUUUUUAAGGAGUCGCUGCGACUAUUCGCUCAAGAGACAGAUCACCACUCUCUGACGACGAUCCAAGCGCUCGGUAUAAUGUCAAUUCGUGAAGCCAGUUGUGGACGAGACUCGGAAAGCUGGUAUUAUGCAGGUCAAAGCAUCCGGCUUGCCAUUGAGAUGGGACUCCACCGCAUUCAGGAUGAGGGGGACGAAGAUGAAAUCGCAGUUCAGUCGGCAACCUUUUGGGGAGCAUUUGCGCUGGAUCACGCCUGGUCCCUCGCCACGGGCUCAUUGCCUCAGUGUUCCUGCUUCCCUCACCUACCACCGAAGCCCGCGAUAAUAGGAGAUAUCGAGGCUUCUCUGUGGGUGCCCUACACCGACGACGGGGCUCCGCUGCAACGCUCAUGCCAGCAGCCAUCUAAUGUACGAUCCGUGUACAAGUGUUUUUGCGAAUUGAGUGUGCUGGUUCACCGAUCUCUGUACAUUCUACACUCUCCGGGCAGGCCCCUGACAUCUAGGGAUCUUUUGGACAUUUAUACCCAGUACCUGAACUGGUAUGAUCGGAUACCAGAGGUACUGCGGCUGGGGCACAACUUUACCCCAGCCGUUUUAUUUGCCCACAUGUAUUAUCACUUUGCGAUCUUACUGCUUUUCCGACCCCUAAUCAAGUUGCGGAUCAUCGGAUCCAAGGUCUCGCCGCGAGACGUUUGCUCUCAGGCAGCGGACGCCAUCCAAGGCCUCCUAAGGUCAUAUUCAUCCCUAUACACCUUGCGAAGAACUCCAUCCUUCGUCCCCUACUUUGUCCUCACAUCAGCCAUCAUGCAUUUGGCUAUUGGGGCAACAACGGUCAAGUCGGAUGAUGAGGAUGACGACAUGGAGAGAGAUAUGGAGAGGGCGGCAAAGAUCGACCCUCAUGUGGUGGAAUCAAUUACUCAGGGGAUCGCGGAUCUCACCGAAAUGGCUCCCUGCCAUCACUUUGCCGAGCAGGCUCUCAACAUACUACGCUAUCUCGCCCAGAAAUGGGACAUCGAAGUGGGCAUCAGCGGCGACAAGCUGACAGCGGAAGAGUACGAUCGGCUGGUGAAGCCGCACACAGGGAGCCUCAACUUCUUUGCGCCCAGCGUACGCGAGGGCGACAUUAUGUGUCAAUGGGGCACAGGUCAGUUCCUUGCAGGAGGCGAUGACACGGUCAGUGUCAAGAAGACGGGGGAUAGUAUGGAGAACCCUCUCUUCUGGCCAUUCCCGAUGCAAGGACGUCCUAUUCUGCCAAGCGGCAAAGAGCUGGAGCAGGCAGGCUUUGCGGUGAUAUAA